Molecule: messenger RNA, 1841 nt
Organism: Coniophora puteana RWD-64-598 SS2
Lineage: Eukaryota; Fungi; Basidiomycota; Agaricomycetes; Boletales; Coniophoraceae
Exons: 12
Coding region: 97-1755 (552 amino acids)
Molecular function (GO): GTP binding
Source: RefSeq, a predicted model, not a curated record
UCAGAUGCUAUUCGGGACACCUCAGGUCCUGAUGACCCCAUCUUCCUCCCACCACCUGUCUCACAGGAACAGCGACGGUCAAUUUCUCCUAGCACUAUGGCUGACACUGAAGGCGCAGUAACAACUGCGACUGCGACAACUCGAGCUAUCCCAGCCAACGCUCCUGCCGUGUCAGUACAAACUCCUGCAAACGAUCUAGUCCCUACAACGGAGGCGAUUUUCAACGAAUGCUCAAGAUUCCGCAUCCUUGUGGCCGGAAAGACUGGAGGCGGAAAGUCGUCUCUGAUCAACGGGAUUUUCGGGACGAAGUUGGCGGUGGAGUCAAAGUAUACCCGUGGUGAUGCGACGAUAGAAAACGCCUUUGAAAGCGAUGCCAACCGUCGGUUUGUGUUGCAUGAUUCCAUGGGCUACGAAGCAGGCGAAAUCGAGAAUUUUGACAAGGUUAAGAGGUUCGUGGAACAGAAGAUCCAAGGCCCUGAGUCGGACAGACUGCACGCGAUUUGGCUGUGUAUUUCUAUUCCCUAUCACGGGGGCCGUGUAUUCGAAACGGGAGACGAGAAACUGCUGAGCAUGUUGAACAAAAUCAGUAAAAUCCCUCUCAUCGUUGUUUUCACAAUGCUUGACGACAUUACGAUGUCUAUUCGACGUAAUGACCGCUUAGAGCUCGAACCCGCUAUAAAGAAAGCCAAAGAUCAAGUGGAGGAGAUGUACAGCAAACAGAAGUGCUCGAGACCGUUCGUUUGUGUGUCAACGAGAACAGGAUUUGAGGAUACGCUAAAAGAGCUCACCAACGUAACCAUGGAUCAGUUGGAGCCCCAUGCACCCUCUCAAUCUGGCUCCAAGAGCCAGAAGAGAUCGUUCUUCCGCAAUCCCUUCCACGGAAGGUCAGAACACGCAGCAUCUGAUCAUACGGAAGUCCUGGACCGGACUCAGGAGCACGGUCAGACCAACAACCAGGUUCUCUUGGCGACUGCGCAGCGGAUCAAUCCGCCGAUGAAGGUCAGGGCGUCAAUCGACGUAGGCAAGCGAAAGUAUUGGAAAAACCUUCUCUCAAGCGCCUUUUUCAAAGGUCGUCCGCUCAAGGACUGUUUCCGCACUAUCCAUGAAGACAUAGUGGUUGUGUGGAAUUUCAACCAUGCACUUGAGACUUACAUGCUUGGCGAUGAGUUCAUCAACACAGUUUCACAUAUCGUUGACGACAUCAGUCCCCGCGAGAAUCUAGAGACGAAAAAUGCGGCAAUGAACGGCGAUAUCCAAAGCAAUGCAAAAAAGGUGGGGGCGGCGGUGGCAGCAGUGAGCGUUGUUAUACAUCCUGCCGGGCUUGUCGUAGGUGGUGUAACUGCUGCCGUCGUGAUCGCGACGUGGCUCUGGGGUGUUUAUCAGCAAUCGAAUGGCAUCGUCCGAUGCAUGAUGGCAUCUAUCGUUGCGCUUGUCCUGAUUAUGGAGACUCUGUUUGAGAUCCAGUCUUCAGUCGAAGAUGGCGUCGAGCGAUUACAUCCCACUACAGCGCUCAAGGUUGUCGAGGAGUACCAGAAGUCCGAGUUGAAGCAGGAGAUUCAUGCCGAGAUCCAGACAUUUGUCGGGUCUGGCCUGACCGGCGCUUUGAAGGGCCGGGAUGUGGUGAUGGAGAAGAUUACCGAAUUGAUUAUGCUCUAUCACAAGGACGGAGAUAGGUACAAGAGGUGGCAUGACGGUGUGGUGAGUCAGGUCCAGAAUCAGGGGGGUGUAAAGGUGCAGCCUUCCGUUGGCGAGUGAGUCCUAGUGUCGACGUAGAGUAUCUAGUUCAUUGUAGUUAUGUCCUUGGAUUGAGAAUCUAAUGGUUUCACCAAAGCAUUGUCGAU